Messenger RNA from Sus scrofa (pig), 7840 nucleotides. The record is from RefSeq and is a predicted model, not a curated record. Lineage: Eukaryota; Metazoa; Chordata; Mammalia; Artiodactyla; Suidae.
UCUUGUGCAUUCUGUUUGUCAGGGGCUGGGAGCAGACACUCUCCUGUGGAGCAGAGUGGAAAGCCUUCCAUCCAGCAUGGGACCUCUGAGUGCCCUGGUCACAGAGUGUGCAUUUAUGUUGGUCACUUUAUAUUCCCUAAACAGGGAUUCUCUUCCCAGACUUCUUGGGAGGGAGAGAGAGGGGAAGAAACUAGGAGCAGAAUAUGAGUGGAGACUCAGAGAGAGAAGUGAUUUGAAAUGAAGAGAUGGAAGAGAGACAUGAUUCCUUCCCCCAUGCUUUGAGGUCACCAGCCAAACAUGUCUUUCUGUCCCAGCCAGGUCGAGAGUGGAACAGGGUUUCAAAUCGCAAAGGCCUGUAGGGGCCAGACAGGUACGUCAGUGAGUGAACUGGGUUCGGGUACUGAGCAGAAAGAAGAGAAGAAUGGUCACUGUCAUGGACUGGGGUGUCCACCAGGCGUUGCCAUGUGGGAAUGUGUAUCCAGCAUGGCCAAAACUUCUGGUUUUUCAAAAAAGAUCAGAAAUUAGGAUUUUGUAGGAAAUGUCACCACUUAAAAAUAAUAACUCUGCAUUUUAAAACAUGUUCCAUAGGGCAGGCCAAAUUUGUCUAUGGUCUCAAUUCAGCCAGUGGGCCAAGAGCUUACAGCCUUUGACGUAGAGAUAGCCUCAGUUCUCAUUUCCCCAUCCUUUUCAUGAUCAUAGCAUUUUGUAGCUUAUUAUACCUGCCAAAACGCUCCCGUUGCCGCAGAAGAGGUCCCUGCUUGUAGUGUGAAAGUAAUCAGGAUCCUCUCAGAGUUUCAUAAGAUGAAAAGAAAUGAGGAACUUCAUCUGGCUCCCUCUCCGAGGGUAUAGAAAAGGGCCUAAGACAGACCUUGUCUCUAGGAUGGAAAGAAUCAUUUGGGGGGCAUUGGAAUGUCCGGGCAGGAAAUGGUUAUAAGAGGUGAGGGACGCCAAACUUGGAUUUUGACAUGAUGCAUAGCCCCACCAGUAAAAAUAGCUUAUUUCUUUUUACCUUAAAGUGGGACCAAUGGAGGAAUUAUGGGCAUGCGCUAAGGGAGAUCUUGAGAUGGGUCAGAUACACAUAUGAGAGUCAUUGGCAACACCUGUAUAAUCUAAGGUAGGACGUUGACUCUGUCCCCUUUCUCAUUUAAGGAGGGAAGGAGUUGGAAUGGGUACAGACAUUUGACACCUGCUACAUGCUGGACAGAGCGACAGUGAUCAGGUGGAUUGAUUUAACUGCCAGAGACUUUAUUGGAACUAAAGUCAUGGCCCUUCUGAGGAACCAGCCAAUCCUGUUACCUCCUGCUCACUUAAGCCUAUUCAGAAGAUCACUAUUGAGCAACACCUCUUCUCAGGACCCUGCCUUGGUGCUGGGGAACCCUCAGAUGGAGAAAAACCAGCCCCCGCCCUAAGGCAGGCAAUGAGAAGACUAGGAAGGUGGCUGGGGAAAUCGCCCAUGGAGCUCUUUUCAGUCCAAUCUCUGGAGCAUGCUGGACAUUAGAGGAAAAAUUCCGAGGGCGUUGGCUUCACUGUCUAUGAAACCAAGCUCUCACUGCUUUUAACAGGUUGGCAUUUCCUAGAUAGGAAGAGGCCUCUGCACAGGAUGGUUUUUGCACAAAGGUGGAAGCCAGAAACCCCUCAUCCGUGUUUUGAGAAUUCUAGAUGUCAGCAGCUCCUUUAGAGAGGGACAGGGGAAGAUCAAGGGACGGCUGCCAUUAGCUCUGAAGAGCAGCCCCUGCAGGCCCCUGCAGGUGGCUGAGACAGUCCACCCCAGGUUGCUCCUGAGAGCUCCUCUGAGCAGCCCCUUCAAGGUCAUCACAGCUCUUCUGCUCCACUCCUGGUGGCCUUCCCUUGCCUGGCCACUUGACGACAGGUGGAUCUCUCCUUUUCUUCAAAGAGAUUUUCCCACCUCACAGAACCUAAUUCCAAAAGUCUGCCUUUUCUCUCCAUAUCCCUUUCUAAAGCUACAGAUCAUUCUCUCCUGGGGAAGAGAGGGGGGAAAAAGAGGAAUCCAUUCAUUUACCACAUAGAUGCUCUCUCCCCCGCCCGCCCCCCACCACUGCCUGUCUUUCAAGGGAAACUGAGUUGCUCAAACCUGGCUCAUGCAAUUAAUUGACCGAGUAGUGCUUGUCCCAAGUUUUCUGGGACUGUGAAAUGUUUAAGGGAACCUUGGCAGAAGGGGACCCAGGGGUAGGCAGCCCAAAGUUUCGCGGCCCCUCCCACCCCCAAAUUCUUGGAAUCAGAAAAUCUAGUCUCCCAAAGUAGGUCAGCGCGUCAGUGAGCAGCUCCUCUGGAAGGGAAGGGAGCAGAGGCCUUGUCUUGAUAGAGGGCGGAUUCAUCCAGGGCUGUCGGCUGCUGGGGCCCCAGGGGCACCGGAGGGGAGGGGUGGGGAGGUGGGGAGAGUAUAUCAGUACUUUGCCUGGGAUCGGAAAGGACUUGGGGCCACAGAGCAGCACUAGCCUGAGAUCAGACUGUGCAGGGAAGGGGGAGGCUCUCAGAUCUCGAGAGCGACCUCCCUCCUGGAGAGGGAAGGAAAGGAGGGAAUACCAGGGCCUGAGUUUGGUGGAGGAGGGGCUUUCUGAGAGCCUUGAAGCUGCCCCGUGUCCUGGGCCCCAUGACCUCUGAGGCCUUGGCUUCCCCAGCUGGCAGAGGAUUGGGCCUUCCCUGGGGGCCCCCCUCUUCUCCCCCCCGACCCCGAGGGCCCAUCCAUCUCUCGCUCUCUCUCUUGCCUCUCUCAGGCAUUUGUUGUGCAGUUCCUCUUUGUCUGCUGGGCACGAGGGCAACGGCAUCUGUCUCCCCCUCCCUGUGCACACCCCCCACCCCCAGCCCUUCACUGGCUUGGGAAAGGGAUGCUGCAGCCCAGCGCCCCCCACCAGACACACUUACACAUUCUCUCCAGCCCCCUCCCCAGGCACAUCCAAGCGUGCGCUGCUCGUGCUCUCUCUCCCCCUCUCUCCCUCUCCCUCUCUCUCCCUCCCUCUCUCUCUCUCUCUUUCUCCCUCUUUCUCUUGCUCUCUCUCUCUCUGUCUCUCUCUCUCUCUCUCUGUCUCUCUCUCUCUCACACACACACACACACACACACACACAGAUACACACACACACACACCCUGGGCUCAGCUCUUCUUGCUGGCUGCAGCCGUGGGCCCCUGCUCACCGUGCCGCUGCCGCUGCCUGCGAAAUGACGGCGGUUCCCCUCACUUCCAGGAAUCCACGCUUCCUGGAAGGUAGCGGGGACUCAUCUCUGGAGAAGGAGUUCCUCGGGGCCCCAGUGGGGCCCUCAGUAAGCACCCCCAACAGCCAGCACUCUUCUCCCAGCCGCUCUCUCAGUGCCAACUCCAUCAAGGUGGAGAUGUACAGCGAUGAGGAGUCGAGCAGACUGCUGGGGCCAGAUGAGCGGCUCCUGGAAAAAGAUGACAGUGUGAUCGUGGAAGACUCCUUGUCGGAGCCCCUGGGCUACUGUGAUGGAAGCGGGCCAGAGCCUCACUCCCCUGGUGGCAUCCGGCUGCCCAAUGGCAAGCUCAAAUGUGACGUCUGCGGCAUGGUCUGCAUCGGACCUAACGUGCUCAUGGUGCACAAGCGCAGCCACACGGGGGAAAGGCCCUUCCACUGCAACCAGUGCGGUGCCUCCUUCACCCAGAAGGGCAACCUGCUCCGCCACAUCAAGCUGCACUCUGGGGAGAAGCCCUUCAAGUGUCCCUUCUGCAACUACGCCUGCCGCCGGCGUGAUGCUCUCACCGGCCACCUCCGCACACACUCGGUCUCGUCUCCCACGGUGGGCAAGCCCUACAAGUGUAACUACUGCGGCCGGAGCUACAAACAGCAGAGUACCCUGGAGGAGCACAAGGAGCGGUGCCACAACUACCUGCAGAGUCUCAGCACUGAAGCCCAAGCUCUGGCCGGCCAGUCAGGUGAUGAGAUACGGGACCUGGAGAUGGUGCCCGACUCCAUGCUGCACUCAUCCUCUGAGAGGCCAACGUUCAUUGAUCGUCUGGCCAACAGCCUCACCAAACGCAAGCGUUCCACCCCCCAGAAGUUUGUAGGCGAAAAGCAGAUGCGCUUCAGCCUCUCGGACCUCCCCUACGAUGUGAACUCCGGCGGCUAUGAGAAGGAUGUGGAGUUGGUGGCACACCAUGGCCUGGAGCCUGGCUUUGGAGGUUCUCUGGCCUUUGUGGGGGCAGAACACCUGCGUCCCCUCCGCCUUCCACCCACCAACUGCAUCUCAGAACUCACACCCGUCAUCAGCUCAGUCUACACUCAGAUGCAGCCCCUCCCCGGUCGACUGGAGCUGCCCGGGUCCCGAGAGGCAGGUGAGGGACCCGAGGAUCUGGCCGAUGGAGGUCCUCUCCUCUACCGGGCCCGGGGCCCCCUGACUGACCCCGGGGCAUCCCCCAGCAAUGGCUGCCAGGACUCCACAGAUACAGAGAGCAACCACGAAGAUCGGGUUGGGGGGGUGGUCUCCCUCCCUCAGGGUCCCCCACCCCAGCCCCCUCCCACCCUUGUGGUGGGCCGGCCCAGUCCUGCCUACGCCAAAGAGGACCCCAAGCCGCAGGAAGGGUUAUUGCGGGGCACCCCAGGCCCCUCCAAGGAAGUGCUUCGGGUGGUAGGCGAGAGCGGUGAGCCGGUGAAGGCCUUCAAAUGUGAGCACUGCCGCAUCCUCUUCCUGGACCAUGUCAUGUUCACCAUCCACAUGGGUUGCCAUGGCUUCAGAGACCCCUUCGAGUGCAACAUCUGUGGUUACCACAGCCAGGACCGGUACGAAUUCUCUUCCCACAUUGUCCGGGGGGAGCACAAGGUAGGCUAGCGACCUACUGCCCUCGCCUACAGGAGUCUAGCCCUUCCCCACCACAUCCCGAGGAGUUUGGUUGUGUGGCCCCCACCACUGGCUACCCGACUUCACACUUGACCCUGACCCCUCCUCCCCUUUGCUCCUCCUUGUCCCUGACUGAUCCAAGCAUUGUGAUGAAACUCGUCUUUCGCUUCUGUUUCUCCUUUUUCUCUACUCCUCUCGCCCCACCAUACUCACUGAGUUAUUUAUUAAUGUAAUUUGUUUUCUUUUCCUUUUCCUUUUAUUUUAUUUUUUUUUUAACCUAUAUGAGUCACUUACCACACCCACACUUUCCUGCUCACAGUCCCCUUCCACUUUAGGCCUAAUUUUUCUCUUUGAUCCGGCUUUCUCCAGCAGCCCCGGGGGUAGGAAGCUCCUCUUAGUGCUAAGAAACCAUGAGCUUCUUGAUUGAAGUCCUCGUCUUUGACAUGAUCUGACUCUUCAGUUUGGAUGCUGACAGCUCCCUCUGGCCCUACCUUAGCUCUGCGGCAUUAUGUCUCCUCUCCGGGCCCCUUCAGCCUGGUCCUCCAUACCUCUUGUGCCCUCUCACUUUAGGCAGCUUGCACUAAUCCUGAACGAAUGAAGAAAUCCCUCCUUUGGAAGUAGAAGAGGCUGAAGAAAAUCCCCCCCAGGCCCCAGGGGACUGAGGGUCCUCCCGAUGUCCCCCUAGGAAUAUGAAUUCCCCAAAGCCCACAUUCAGGAUCUGCCUCUAGGAUGUGAUCUCUCUCUCUCUCUGUCUCUCUUUCCUCAAAUGACCCCACAGCACUGCUGUACUCUCUUCAACCUGCCAGUCUACUCAGUGGUGGUGUUUCUCUCCUUGGAGUGCCCCAGUUUUAUAUUCUCAGGGGCCAAGGCUAGGUCAGCAAUCCUCUGUCUCUGACACGUUUGGAGCCACAGGUGCCUAACUGGGAACCAGGGAAGGGGAUGGGUCAAAAUUCUUCUCUUUCUCUCCCACCUCUCAGACUUCUUCACUCUAGUGACCUUCCUGGCUCUCGGGGGCUCCUCUGGUCCCAGUCCUAUGAGAAACUGGUGGGCACCCUCAGCCCCCAGCCAUGCUGCCUUCUUCUCGCCCUUAGCAGGAUUCGCCCUCUCAUUCCCGGGCUUCUGGGCCCUGUUCUUCGGAUCAGUGGCAGGGAGAAAAGGAUGUCUCUUUUCUCCCUUCUAAUUUUCAGUAUAACCAAAAAUUACCCCAGGAUGAGCACGGGCAACUGCCCCCUCCCCAUUCCACUCUUGUCCCAGCAAGAAUGGGAUGGACGCAACCGAACUGGGGGUCGUCCUUUACUGCCCCCUCUCCCCUCAGCUCCCAGACGUCGGGCAGGAGGGGGGCACUCUCCUGACUACUGCAGAGACCCCUGGCUUUUUGGGUAGCCAAGUUAGCGAGAAGGGGGCAGGAGGAGAUCCAGCUCCCCGCAAGUGGAGGUCUCUUUCUACACGUGUUCCCUGGCCAAGGACACAGCCAUCCCAUUCUCUGCUUCCUUGAGAUUCAAACCAAAGCCUGUUUUUCUAUAUUUAAAGAAAAAAAAAAAAGUAAAAACCAAACACAACACCUCACAAGUUGUAACACUUGGUCCUUUUUCUCUCUCUCUCUCUCCCCUUUUCUCUUCCUUCCAUCUUUCUUUCCACACGUCCUUUCCUCAUUGGCUCUUUUGCCUCCUACUUUUUCACUCCCUAUCAGGGAUAAUUUAGGGGGAUGGUAAAGGGUUGGCUAAGGAACAGACCCUGGGAUUGGGGCUCUUAAGGGCUCUAACAGAGUCUGCCUUAUCCUCUUAUGGGAAGGGAGACCCUAAAAAACGUCUCUUCCUCCUCCUCUUCUCCCCCUUUAUGUGAUCUCCCCAACAGAACCAGAUUGUCGGGGAGGGGCAUCGUGGGUUGACUGUUCCUCCCUGACGAUGUAGCAAUAAACAGAUGCUGCCGAGGGCAGAGGAUCGGGGAGUCAGCUGGGAGGAGAGUGGUCUCUGGAGAAGGGGAGAGGCUUCUUGAGAGCACCCCAGGGAAUUGGCUCCUGUUUCAGAAUGGCAGCAGAGCUGAGAUUAAUAACCGGGGUUCCCCUCAGUGACUCUGGUUAUUGAGCCCCUUCCUGUUAGACCUGCCCUCACCCCACCUCUUCUGCGUCUGCUGUGUUUUUGGUGACACCUCAUAAGGACUAGUCCCUUCUGCGAUAUCAGAGCCUUAGGGUGCCCCGUCCCCUCCCCCAGUCAGUUUUGGCACCUGUAACCUCCUGGAACAUGAAGGACUAUGCUCUGAGGCCAGACUCCGAGCCCAUGAGAGCAGAGACUGGACGGGCAAGACCAGGUGCUAAGGAGGGGAGAGCAGGGCUCUCUGUCUCUCUCCAGACCAUCACUGCACUUUAACCAGGGUCUUAGGUACAAAAUCCUACUUUUCAGAGCCUUCCAGCUCUGGAACCUCAGACAUCCUCAUGCUCUCUCCCAGCUCCUUUUGCAUAAAAAAGUAAAGAAAAAGUUAAAAAAAAAAAAAAUUGAAACCCACACGGAGAAAAGAGGUGUUUUCCUUUUAUAUUUAAAAUCAACACCACACAAAAAAUUUCUAAAUAAACAAUUUUCCAGACCUUUGUUUUUCGUGUCAGUGUCCAAGCUGCGGAUGGGAUUUUGUAAUACUUCUGGCAGCUCCUUUCCUUGUGUACAUAAUAUAUAUAUUAUAUAUAUUUUUAAUCAGAAGUUAUGAAGAACAAAAAGAAAAAAAUAAAACACAGAAGCAAGUGCAAUACCACCUCUCUUCUCUCUCUCCCAGGGUUUCAUUUGUAGCCUAUGCUUCGUGUCUCCUUGGACUUUACCCCUUCACCUCCUCCUCUUCCUCUGGUUCCCCCCCCUUUUUUUUUUAAAAAAAGAGUUUUUCUCCUUUCUCAAGGGGAGUUAAACUAGCUUUUGAGACUUAUUGCAAAGCAUUUUGUAUAUGUAAUAUAUUGUAAGUAAAUAUUUGUGUAACGGAGAUAUACUACUGUAAGUUUUGUACUGUACUGGCUGAAGGUCUGUUAUAAAUAAACAUGAGUAAUUUAACACC